AACUUCACUGAAACAUUGAUUUUUCUCUCUCUCUCUCUUUUUUUUUUUUUUUUUUUUCAUAAUAAGAAAACCACCCAUUUUCUUGAGUUUGGUUUUAGUUGAUUUAUGCAGAAUUUUGGAAUUCAUUAAAGGAAUCCAAAAUUUCAGUGUUUUUUUUUUUUUUUUUAAAAAAAUUAUUUUAUUUUAUUAUUAUGAUGUUUUAAAGCAUAUAUAAAUUUUUGGUUUUGCUGUUGAUGAGGGGAUGUGGUGGAAUGUGGUGUAUGCAACCAAUUUUCUUUUUCUUUUUAUUUGCUUUGGCUUUUUGCGUGUAGAUUUGGAGAUUCAGCUUCUAUAGGUAGAUUCGUCUGGAAAGGAACGAUUUUCUGUUGAAAGAAAAAAGAAAAGAAUCAGUCUCAAAACGAUUCUAUGUGUCUUUCUUGUGAAGAUUUAGAGCUGAAAUUCGAUUGUUGUUGGCCUCUUUUGGGUGCCUCAACUUGGUUUCUCUCUACCCAUUUUCCCUGAAAAUCUAAUGGGCUAUCUGGGCAUUUUCCGGGAAAAUUUUUGCAGUGUUAUAAAUCUUCAUUUUGGAGCUUCCAAGUAGCUGUUUCUCUGGAGACUUAAGCUGGGUUUUGGAUCGUUUGGUCUGUAGCUUGAAGCUCUUCGGAAGAUCCUCUAUACAAGUACAUGGGGUUUGUUUGAUUCUUGAUAAUUUGGUUUCUGGGGUUUGUUCAUUCCAUGGAGAAGACGAGCAGAGAAGCCAUUUCCCUGCUUUUCCUGCUCAUCUUCAUCCAUUUCUACAACGUAAAAUGCCAAGAAAACAUUAUCAACCGCGUCUCCACUGAUUCUUCUCCAUCUCCAUCUAGAGAAGCAGAAUUCAAAAGUGGUCUCAAGAAGAUAAUCCUCAGCAUAGUAUUCGGGGUUUUAACCGGUUUGCUCUCCGCCGCCUUGUGCGCCGGCAUAGUCCACUGCGUCGUCCGCUACAUGAACCGAACCCCAAUUCUCAAAGGCCCAGUUGUAUUCUCCCCCAAAAUCGCCCCCAAAACGGUCCAAUCCGCGCUUGACAGUGAGAAUCAGCUUCUAGGAUCAAGCCCCAAUGGAAAAUACUACAAAACCGCUCUCGAUAAUGGACUCAUAAUCGCAGUCAAGAGGCUUGAACCCUUUGAGACUGGCUCACCAGAAACCCAAAGUAAAUCCGUGAAGAGAAGAAUUCAGCAGGAACUAGAAAUGCUAGCCAACUUGAGACAUAGAAAUUUGAUGAGUUUGCGGGCUUAUGUCCGCGAUUCCGAUAGGUUUUCACUGGUCUAUGACUAUGUCCCCACUGGGAGUCUUGAGGACGCCAUGAAUAGAGUUAGGGAGAAUCAGCUGCAGCUUAGUUGGGAGGUUCGGCUUAGGAUUGCAGUUGGGGUGAUCAAGGGUCUUCAGUAUCUUCAUUUCAGCUGCGUUCCUAGAAUUUUACACUAUAAUCUGAAGCCAACCAAUGUAAUGUUGGAUGCAGAGUUUGAGCCUAGAUUGGCAGAUUGCGGGCUGGCUAAGCUCAUGCCUAAUUUGGAUAGAGCUGCGUCGGGGUAUAGCGCUCCAGAGUGUUUCCAGAAUUGCAGGUAUACUGAGAAGAGCGACGUGUUCAGCUUUGGGGUCAUACUGGGGGUUCUGCUAACUGGUAGAGACCCCAUGGAUCCAUUCUUUAGUGAAGCAGCAGGUGGGGGGAGUUUGGGACGGUGGCUUCGCCAUUUGCAGCAAGCAGGAGAGGCAAGAGAGGCAUUGGAUAAGAGCAUCCUUGGGGAAGAAGUAGAGGAAGAUGAGAUGCUGAUGGCAGUGAGAAUUGCUGUUGUUUGCCUAUCCGAUUUGCCUGCAGAUCGGCCUUCCAGCGAUGAGCUCGUCCCAAUGCUCACCCAACUGCACAGCUUUUGAAGGAACUGUAAGUAAUUCACCAAACUUCAGUUUCCGCAGAUUCUGGGAUUUGGAUUUUUUGGGCUGUUUCUUUCAGGGUUUUGGCGUCCAAUUGGCAUGGAGUCUUGCUCUUUUUCGGCUAUUUUGGAGGGGCAAUGCAGUUGCUGCCUUCAGUAUGUUUGGUUUCUCACAACUCUUGAGUCUGAUUUCACUGCAUCUAUCAUUGUAAGUUCAUUUACUAAGCUAUGUACAAUGUACAUUUCCAAUGCUUUAUCUGAAGAAGCUGGUAUUCAAGUAGGUUUCUAACCAAAGAAUCGAGUCUUUUAUCGGUAACUAUUAGGAGAAACAUGCAUUAUUGUGUUUUUUUACCUUAUAAUUGUGGUGGGGUUCCGAUGAUUGUCUUUAUUUAGACAGCUUUUAUGGAGUUCA
Molecule: messenger RNA, 2295 nt
Organism: Vitis vinifera (wine grape)
Lineage: Eukaryota; Viridiplantae; Streptophyta; Magnoliopsida; Vitales; Vitaceae
Product: inactive leucine-rich repeat receptor-like protein kinase CORYNE
Exons: 2
Coding region: 715-1887 (390 amino acids)
Biological process (GO): protein phosphorylation
Molecular function (GO): protein kinase activity; ATP binding
Source: RefSeq, a predicted model, not a curated record